Molecule: messenger RNA, 1527 nt
Organism: Fukomys damarensis (Damara mole-rat)
Lineage: Eukaryota; Metazoa; Chordata; Mammalia; Rodentia; Bathyergidae
Product: steroid 21-hydroxylase
Exons: 10
Coding region: 180-1523 (447 amino acids)
Biological process (GO): hormone biosynthetic process; progesterone metabolic process
Molecular function (GO): steroid 17-alpha-monooxygenase activity; heme binding; iron ion binding
Source: RefSeq, a predicted model, not a curated record
ACCUUCUCUCUUAGAGACAAAUUCAUACCGGUGACCUCUCGGGCUUCCUGCACCUCUUUCAGCCCAACCUCCCCACCCACCUGAUCAGCCUCACUCGGAAACUGGGGCCCAUCUACCGGCUGCACUAUGGGCUGAGAGACGUGGUGGUGCUGAACUCCAAGCAGUCCAUCGAGGAGGCCAUGCUGCGGAAGUGGGUGGACUUCGCGGGCAGACCCCAGAUGCUGUCCUGCAAGCUGGUGUGUCAGCGCUACCCGGACCUGUCGCUGGGUGACUACUCCCUGCUCUGGAAGGCACACAAGAAGCUCACCCGCUUGGCCCUCCUGCGGGGCAUCCGCAACUCCAUGGAGCUCCGGGUGCAGCAGCUGACCCAGGAGUUCUGCGAGCGCCUGCGAGCCCAGGCCGGAGGCCCCCUGGACCUCCACAAGGAGUUCAUGCUCCUCACCUGUAGCAUCAUCUGCUUCCUCACCUUUGGAAACAAGAGCGACACCUUGGUGCGGAGCAUUUGCAGCUGCGUCCAGGACUUGAUGAGUGCCUGGGACCACUGGUCCAUCCAAAUCCUGGACAUGGCCCCCUUUCUCAGGUUCCUCCCCAACCCGGGCAUCUGGAGGCUGAAGCAGAUAGUGGAGACCAGGGACCACAUCGUGGAGCAGCAGCUGAGGCAGCACAAGGUGAGGGCUGCGUCGGAUGGGGAUCCUGGGCCCUGCGGCCGGAGAGGUGAGGCGGCCCCCCCAGCGCCCUGGCCCUGGCCCGCUGCCCUCCCCUUACAGGACAGCCUGGUGGCCGGGCAGUGGAGGGACAUGCUGGACUACAUGCUCCAAGGGGUGGAGCGGCCCGGGAAGGAGCCUGGCUCCGAGCAGCUCCAGGAGGGACACGUGCACAUGUCCGUGGUAGACCUCUUCAUCGGCGGCACUGAGACCACGGCCACCACCCUCUCCUGGGCCGUGGCUUUCCUGCUGCACCACCCUGAGAUCCAGCAACGUCUCCAAGAGGAGCUGGACCUGCAGCUGGGUCCUGAUUUCCCCACCUCCCGGCUGCUGUACAAAGACCUCAAGCGCCUGCCCUUGCUCAGCGCCACCAUCGCCGAGGUGCUGCGCCUGCGGCCUGUGGUGCCCUUGGCCCUGCCGCACCGAACCAUCCAGCCCAGCAGAAUAUGCGGCUACGACAUCCCCAAAGACACCAUCAUCAUUCCUAACAUCCAAGGCGCCAACCUGGACGAGACGGUGUGGGAACGGCCCCAUGAGUUCUGGCCUGACCGCUUCCUGCAGCCGGGCCAGAGUCCCCGCGAGCUGUCCUUCAGCUGUGGGGCACGCGUGUGCCUCGGCGAGCCGCUGGCGCGCCUGGAGCUCUUUGUGGUGCUGACCCACCUGCUCCAGGCCUUCACGCUGCUGCCGCUGGAGGGCGCCCUGCCCUCCCUGCAGCCUGAGCCCCACAGAAGUGUCAACCUGCACAUACAGCCUUUUCAGGUGCGGCUGCAGCCCCGGGGUCUGGGGGCCCCGUGCCUGGGCCAGGGCCAGUGCCAGUGACGGG